AAACUUUGAUUAUAUUUUGUGUAUUUUGAGCGUGGUGUAGAAAAAGAAUUGAAAAAAAUACUCCAAUGCCUUUGCAAAAUUUGUUUUUAUAUUAAUUCAGUGUUUAUAGACUAUUUAUUAUUUAUCUAUUGUAUUAAAAGUAAUGUGUUUAUUGUUUUUUUCUUCAAGUUUAAUAAUUUAUUUGCAAUAAUGGGAAAAAAACGAACACAAGAAAAUGAUAAUGAAUAUGAUCCGGUUUCGAAGCAUCUUCGACCAGCUCAUAAAGUUAAUGAUGAAAAACGUUUAAUAAUUAUUCUAGAAAAUGCUCAACUAGAAUCGGUUAAGGUGGGAAAUAGUUUUGAGCUUCUAAACUGUGAUGAUCACGCUAAUAUUUUAAAGAAAAAUAAUCGUGAUCUUGGAAGUUGUCGACCUGACAUAGUUCAUCAGUGUCUUUUAAUGCUUCUAGAUAGUCCUCUUAAUAGAGCAGGAUUAUUACAAGUUUAUGUCCAUACUGAAAAAAAUAUAUUAAUCGAAAUAAAUCCUCAAACGAGAAUACCGAGAACAUUCAAGCGUUUUGCUGGCUUAAUAGUUCAAUUACUGCACAAAUUUAGUGUUCGAGCGUCCGAUGGACAUAUGAAGUUAUUAAAAGUUAUCAAAAAUCCAGUAACGAAUCAUUUACCAGUUGGUUGUCGAAAAAUAUUAACAUCUUAUAAUGCAGAACAAAAAGUUGAUCCUAAAAAACUUGUUCCUUCUACUGAUGAACCAAUUGUGAUUGUUGUUGGAGCGAUGGCUCAUGGUCAGGUAAGCACUGAUUAUACCGAAGAUACUGUAUCUAUAAGCAGUUAUCCAUUGUCUGGAGCAUUAGCAUGUGCUAAAAUAUGCACAGCUUUUGAAGAAGUAUGGAACGUAAUGUAAAUAUUUUUUUAAUAUAAUGUGAAAGGAGAGUAAGAUAUAAUUUGUAUAUGAGAUAUAGAAUAAUGAAAAUAAAAAAACGAUUUUUGAAAGUUA
Messenger RNA from Chelonus insularis, 987 nucleotides. RefSeq names its product ribosomal RNA small subunit methyltransferase NEP1. Bases 190 to 894 code for a protein of 234 amino acids. NCBI's taxonomy places the organism in Eukaryota, Metazoa, Arthropoda, Insecta, Hymenoptera, Braconidae. Gene Ontology annotation, cellular component: small-subunit processome; nucleolus. The transcript has 4 exons. The record is from RefSeq and is a predicted model, not a curated record. Gene Ontology annotation, biological process: rRNA base methylation. Gene Ontology annotation, molecular function: rRNA binding; rRNA (pseudouridine) methyltransferase activity.